Paramecium octaurelia is the source of this 2842-nucleotide messenger RNA. The record is from the annotation of a GenBank genome assembly. Lineage: Eukaryota; Ciliophora; Oligohymenophorea; Peniculida; Parameciidae.
AUGAAUAAUAGUUUAAGGAUAGCUAGUUAGGGCUUUAAAAUUGAAAUUGAUUAAGAUUUGCCAUCCAGAUAAUUAUAAAAUACAUUUAUUCACAAAUCCAUAAUUGAUAGAAACGAAAUUGAAAAAUGGAUAAAUGAGAUAUUAAAAAUAGCUUGUAGUAAUGACAAAUAGAACAGUUUGAGAAAAUUAGGAGUUGAUAGAAAUUCUCUAAAGGUAGUUAAUUUUAUUAUCAUUUUCACUGUAGAACGCCGGAAUUAAGGAUGAUGAUGUCAACAGACUUUAUAGAAGCAUGUUUGUUUAUACAGUAGGAUUCUAUGAAAUGAUUGGAGACAUUAUUAAAAAUAAUGAAUUAACUGCGAUGAUUUGGUAAGUAUUUGGUAUACUUUUGGAACAUGUUGCAAAAGGGGAUUUUCAAUUCACUAUUAAUGAAAUAUAUAAAGAAAGUUAACAAAAAAUAGAGGAACUCAAUGAAAGGUUGAUACAAAGAGAAUAGAAAUUUAUGUCUAUAGAAAUUUAGGCCUAGGAUUAAAUAAAUCAAUUAUAAAAUCUAUUAAAAGAUCUAAAUAAUUAGUAUAAUUUAUUGAAAUAACAAAAAGAAAGUGUAGAAUUGGAUUUUCAAUAAUCUAAUGCUGCAUUUGAAGAUGCAGUAGCUUUAAAAAUUCAGUUCUAAUCUAAAAUUAUUGAAAUUGCAUCCAUAUACAGAGAAUAAGCAUAAAACUAUUCUCAAUUAUCUGGAGAACUCAAUGAAUUGAGAAUAUUGUAUGAUAAAAAUAACAAUGAAUUAAUAAUGUCCAAAAAACAUUUAGAGUCUAUGAUUGCUGAGAUGGAUAUAAGAGAUAAUUAAAUUAGCCAUUUAAAUUAAACAAUAGAUCAUUAAGCAAGAUUAUUGGAUGAAAAAUAGAAACAAAUUUAAACCCUUUAAUUAAAUAUUUCUCAAUUAAGAAAAAAUUAUGUGCUUGACUAAAAACCUGAUAUUGAUUAUGAAUCUUAGUUUAAUUUACUGAAUAUGCAAUUUUCAAAAUAUAAGGAAGAAAACAUAUAAAAGUAUUUAUGUUCAGUAUUUAUAGAUUAUAAGAAUUUUAGAGACUUUAAAUCAUAUAUGGAGAUACAUUGGAAUUGAAUAAGAAAUUAGCAAAUGAGAAUUAGUUAAUAAAAUAAGUAACUUCUAAGUUGCAGGAUGAAAAUAAACAUUUAAAAAUUGUAGGAGAUGAAUUAGAAUCUUUAGAGAAAGGUUACUAAUGCAGUAUUUUGUAGUUGUAAUAAGAUAUUAGUAAUUUGAUUGAAGAAUACGAAGAUAAAAUUAAGAGAUUUCGAACAACUUAAGUAGAACAUUAAUUUGGACUAUAAAGAAUUUAAGUCUAAUAAGAUGAAAUUUUGGCUUUCAAUUAAAUUAUAUAGCAAAUGAAAACGAAUAAAUAUCAUUUGAAUUAAAUAAUUAGUUAGGACUAAGCAGAAAUUUAGUAACUUUAAAGUGGAUUAGAAGAAAAAGAGCAAACUAUUAAAGAUUUAGAAGAGUCUUAGAGUAAAUUAAAAUAGGAUGAAAUAUAUUAUUAAAAACAAAUAGAAUAAUUACAAAUAUUAAUAGAUUCAUAGAAUUCGGUGAUAAUUGAGGAAAAAUAAGAACUUUAAAUGCUUUAAACUCAAUUCCAAUCUUAAUAUGAAGAGAUAAGAAAAGUUAAGUCAUUAUAUAAUGAUUUAGUUCUGGAAAAUCAUUGUUUAAUUAAAAGAUAAAAACAUUCUGAUAAUGCCAUAAACAAUCAAAAAAAUAAAAUAAGUGAAUUGUUUAAUGAAAUCACUUCUAUUCGAGCUAAGCAUGCUAAAUUUUUAUCAGAUUAUAAAACACUUGAAAUACAGUUUAAUGAAUUCAAGAGUUAAAUUAAUAAGGAUAUAUUGUUGUUAAAAAAUUAAUAUACUGACUCAUUGAAUUAUUAUAAAAAGAUGUAAAAGGAAAUGGUUCAUAAAAUAACACUUGAUGAUUCUUUAAGUUUAAUUGAUAGAACUGAUUAAAAACCGAUUACAUUAAAUUAAUCAUAAACGCACAUAGAUGAGUAAAGGAAUUUGUGAAAAAAAUAAAAUUUACAAUUAAAUAAAGAAAUUGAAGAGCUAAACGCCAAUUUAAAGCAAUAAAUCAAUUUAAUCUAAAAGCUAAAGUCAAAUUAUAAUAAGAGUUCCAAUAGAUUAAAGAUAGUAAAGUUCAAGUAAUUAGUUUAUUUUUUCGGUCUAAAGGAAGUAACUAAAGAGCUGAAAUUAAAAACUGACGCUUUAAUUUAAAUCUAAAAUAGUAAUGAAGAUUUGAAUAUCGAAUUGAAUAAGUUAAAGGAAGAAAACUUUAAUUAAAAAUAGCUAAUAAGUAGAUUGAAAAUAUCUUCAUAGGGCUAAAAUGAAUAAAUAGAGGAUUACGCUUCAACAAAUGAUUUUUAAGAUUUUAGAUCUAAUAAGCUAUAAAUAAAUCAAAUUUCGUCUGAUGACUUAUAAGGAUAUUUUAAUUCUUAAAUUAUGUUGUAAAAUGAAAUUAAAAACUCCUAAAAUUAAAUUGAAAUAAAAGAUAAAACAUACUAACAAAAAUAGGAAAAUUAAAAGUUUAAAUUGAAAUAAUUGUUUAAAACUGUAAAUUUAUUAGAUUCCUAAGGAGAAAAUUAAUCAGAUCCAUAGUCUAGAAAAUUAUAGGAUUUUUAAAUUCAUGAUAGUCUUCAUGACAGUACUUUUGAAUAAUUUAAAAUUGAAAAAAGUUCUCUCUCACAAUCUCGUAGUAUUAGCGUAAGUUAAGCAACUAAAAGUUAAAGGGAUAAACAAUCCAAAAGAAAAAUGGAUUUCAAGAUAAGAGACAAAAAUAAUACUUUGA